Sinocyclocheilus rhinocerous is the source of this 367-nucleotide messenger RNA. Its product is annotated as transmembrane and TPR repeat-containing protein 2-like. Gene Ontology annotation, cellular component: endoplasmic reticulum membrane. Gene Ontology annotation, molecular function: protein binding; mannosyltransferase activity. Gene Ontology annotation, biological process: protein O-linked glycosylation via mannose. The coding region runs from base 68 to 367 and encodes 99 amino acids. The record is from RefSeq and is a predicted model, not a curated record. NCBI's taxonomy places the organism in Eukaryota, Metazoa, Chordata, Actinopteri, Cypriniformes, Cyprinidae. The transcript has 4 exons.
GAAGUCUGAAGCAGAGCAUUACUUCCUGAAGGCAAUAAAGCUGGAUCCUGCUAGAGGAAACUGCUAUAUGCAUUACGGUCAGUUUCUGUUGGAAGAGUCUCGUCUGGGAGAGGCAGCAGCGAUGGCUCAGAAAGCUGCAGAGCUGGACAGUUCGGAAUUUGACGUGGUGUUCAGUGCUGCUCAUAUGCUCAGACAGGCCAGUCUGAAUGAGGCAGCUGAAAGGUAUUAUGGGAAGGCAGCUAAUUUAAGACCUGAUCAUCCAGCAGCUCUGAUGAAUCUCGGGGCGAUCCUCCAUCUUAAUGGGAAGCUGAAGGAAGCUGAGAGCAACUACCUCCGUGCGCUGCUGUAUAAUUGCUACAAUGGAUGA